AUGGCGGCUCCCGAGCAGCCGCUACCGCCCAUGUCCAGGGGAUGCCAGAGCUCCGCCUCGCUCUCUCCGCCGCGGGGCGACCGGACCCUUCUAGUGAGGCACCUGCCGGCCGAGCUGACCGCCGAGGAGAAAGAGGACUUGCUUAAGUACUUCGGGGCUCAGUCGGUGCGCGUCCUGUCGGAUAAGGGACGGCUGAAACAUACAGCUUUUGCUACUUUCCCUAAUGAAAAGGCAGCUAUAAAGGCAUUGACAAGACUACAUCAACUGAAACUUCUAGGUCAUACUUUAGUUGUUGAAUUUGCAAAAGAGCAAGAUCGAGUUCAUUCCCCAUGUCCCCCUUCAGACCCUGAAAAAAAGAAAAGAUCUGAUGACCCUGUGGAAGAUGAUAAAGAAAAGAAAGAACUUGGUUGUAUAACCAUAGAAAAUGGAAUUGCACCAAACCAUGGGCUGACUUUUCCUCUGAAUUCAUGCCUCAAGUAUAUGUACCCACCACCUUCAAGCACAAUCCUAGCAAACAUAGUAAAUGCUUUGGCAAGUGUGCCGAAGUUCUAUGUACAGGUGCUUCAUCUUAUGAAUAAAAUGAAUUUGCCCACACCAUUUGGACCAAUAACGGCACGACCUCCCAUGUAUGAAGACUAUAUGCCAUUGCAUGCACCUCUUCCACCUGCAUCUCCUCAGCCACCAGAGGAACCACCUUUGCCAGAUGAGGAUGAGGAAUUAUCAAGUAAAGAAUCAGAAUAUGAAAGCAGUGAUGAUGAAGACCGACAGAGAAUGACCAAACUAAUGGAAUUAGCAAAUCUUCAGCCCAAAAGACCAAAAGCAAUAAAGCAGCACCAUGUGAGAAAAAAGCAAAAAAUAAAGGAUAUGUUGAAAACACCUUCAUCUGCUUCACAUGGCAGUUUACAUCCAGUGCUGUUACCUUCGGAUGUAUUUGACCAACCACAGCCUGUAGGUAAUAAGAAAAUUGAAUUUCAUAUAUCUACUGACAUGACAUCUGCAUUUAAGAAAGAUCUAGAAAAAGAACAAAAUUGUGAAGAACAAAGUUAUGAUUUGCCUGCUCCUGAAGGUGAUGCCCCCAAUGUAGGAUUUGGAAAAAUCUUCCCCAAACCUAAUUUGAACAUCACAGAAGAGAUUAAAGAGGACUGUGAUGAAAUGCCAUCAGAAUGUAUAUCUAGAAGGGAGUUGGAAAAAGGCAGAAUUUCUAGAGAAGAAAUGGAAACACUGUCAGUUUUCAGAAGUUAUGAACCUGGUGAACCAAACUGUAGAGUUUAUGUAAAGAAUUUAGCUAAACAUGUUCAAGAAAAGGACCUUAAAUUUAUUUUUGGGAGAUAUGUUGACUUUUCAUCAGAAACACAACGGAUAAUGUUUGAUAUACGUUUGAUGAAAGAAGGUCGCAUGAAAGGACAAGCUUUCAUUGGACUUCCAAAUGAAAAAGCAGCAGCAAAAGCCUUAAAGGAAGCUAAUGGAUAUGUUCUUUUUGGAAAACCUAUGGUGGUUCAAUUCGCUCGAUCUGCUAGACCAAAACAAGAUUCUAAAGAAGGAAAAAGGAAGUGUUAAAAAUUAGUAAAGAAGCAUUCCUGCGUAAAUACUGCUGUAAUACUGUCAUACAAAGUGUAUCCUUUCUUGUUGUAUCCUUUUUGGGGCAGUGUUUUCUGUUUUUCCUAGAAAUGUUUUGUCCCCCAUUGAUUCAGAUUAAGCAAUAUUUUUUUAUAAUUUAUUCAGAAGAGAUAUUUCUAAAAUUAUCAGUGUUGAUUGGACAAAUCAUUUAUCUCCUUUUUAGAUCUGCUGUGAAUUUUCUGUGCUAUUCUUAGGUUAUGUAAUUUUUCCAGAGAAAGUUAGUGAAUCAGGUCAACUUAUUUACUUGGAGAAUGUAUUCAUCUGUUUUAACACAGAAUUUAGUCUUGUUUCUUAUAUUUAUGUAUUUCCUAAACCUAAUUCAGUAACACAUGCUUUCUGUUUUAUGAUGUAUCUGGCUUAGGUGUUCUAUAUAACAUGUUGUAAAAUUUGGAAAAAGGACUUUUUUUCUUUUAAAAAAGUAUAUAUACUGAAAAAAACUGAAUUUCUUUGUAAAUUCCAAGUAAGAGAGCAGACCUCACAUCUGAGGUUUUAUUAUUGGUAUCUCCUUUGAGAUAACAAGUAGAAGUAUUUUUUUUCCCUCUUUUUCUAAACAAAACUAAAGGAAUAAGAAAAGAGGAACAGAGGGAAGAAGACAUAAUGUUGACUCAGGGUAGCACAUUAAGUGGAACAAAAAAAAAACAGUCCUGGUUCCUUUUGAUUCCGUGUCUUCCAACUGCUUUCCAAAUUUAAGGAGAAGAAAAUGACACCUGGUCUAUGGAACUGUGCGUAACAGCUUUUAAAGUAUAUUUAAAAGUUAAAAUCUAUAUGCAUUAAAUCAGUUUAUUGGAGAUAUAUUACAUGUAUUUUAAUCAUCUUCCUCAUAUAUAAUAAAUUAUUUUCUUUCCAAUAAAA
Canis lupus familiaris (dog) is the source of this 2469-nucleotide messenger RNA. It is a transcript of the gene RNPC3, whose product is annotated as RNA binding region (RNP1, RRM) containing 3. The record is from RefSeq and is a predicted model, not a curated record. Bases 1 to 1557 code for a protein of 518 amino acids. Gene Ontology annotation, molecular function: protein binding; U12 snRNA binding; pre-mRNA intronic binding. NCBI's taxonomy places the organism in Eukaryota, Metazoa, Chordata, Mammalia, Carnivora, Canidae. Gene Ontology annotation, cellular component: U12-type spliceosomal complex. The transcript is spliced from 16 exons. Gene Ontology annotation, biological process: mRNA splicing, via spliceosome.